UUUCUUGGGCCAUUACAACGAACUUCUGAACAGGGAGAAGGAGACCGACAGAAGUGUCUUCUUUCUCUUCAUCUUCAAUACCUUCAGUGAAGCACAGUAGUAAGUUCCUAGAUCACUCGACUGCACCGAGAUGAUGUUUAGUACGGUCAUACGCUCUUUGUUUUCAGGACUAAGAAUCAUUUCACCACCGGCUCUGAACCAGACAUGAUUUCCACCUUUAACCGGACAUUCCACCUUCAAAGGUUUAUCAAUCGUAGCCUUUAUGGUCUUCACUUCUUCGGGUUCAUAAUGGAAAGUCUCAUAGACAGGUACUUUAGUGUUGGAUUUGACUUGUUUUUGAACUGCAAAGGUAGUUUUGGAAACGAGGCUAUUGGUUUUGGGUUCAAACACUCUGCAAACAUAGGCGAACGCUCUAGCAUCUUUGCUGAGGCUGUCGAUAGGUAAAGCAAGAACGGGAGGUGGAGAAUUCUCUUGUAGCACAACCCGUAAGAGUUCUUGGUCUUGCAUGUUGGAGAAGAUAAGAACAUCGCCAGAUACUGCUUGAUAGAGGGGACAUCGCAGUUCGAGGAGGGGAUCGUUACUGUUCAGACGCAUGUUAACUUGGUAGAAAUGCGGAAGAGAAGAACAUUUUGGAAUAAGAAGAAGAGUUAG
This is a messenger RNA of Rodentolepis nana, 651 nucleotides long. The record is from the annotation of a GenBank genome assembly. NCBI's taxonomy places the organism in Eukaryota, Metazoa, Platyhelminthes, Cestoda, Cyclophyllidea, Hymenolepididae.